Salvelinus sp. IW2-2015 is the source of this 2756-nucleotide messenger RNA. The record is from RefSeq and is a predicted model, not a curated record. Lineage: Eukaryota; Metazoa; Chordata; Actinopteri; Salmoniformes; Salmonidae.
UAUGUAACCCUGCCUGGUAGCGAUGCCACACUGUCUCAGAGCGCGCGCGCGGAUAGCACACUGAAAGCACCCUGCCGCACCUAUAGGAGCGUUUGCUCGCGGUCCCAGAAGAUGGUCUGAACUCACGCGCUUUCCACCCCUUCAAGAGCUCCCGCGGAGUGCCGCAAUGUUGACUAGGCUGUUCAGUGACCCGUCGCUGCUUCCCGACAUGCAUAAGUAUUCGGCCUGGGCAGAGGACAGCGAGAGCGAGGACUCGAAGACCAAGGAUGAUGARGAUCACUGCCGCGUGGRCGAUGACGACAUGGAUGUCCCGGACCUGAGAAGCAGCCGGGCACAUUCUGAGAUCGGCGGUGAAGACGAGGACGACGACGAGGCGGAUGAGGACGAAGGAGAGGACGGUGCAGAGGGGGACGGGCCCAAAAAACGGGGCCCUAAGAAGCGUAAAAUGACACCUGCGCGUAUCGAGCGMUCCAAGUUGCGUCGUCAGAAGGCAAACUCRCGGGAGAGGACGCGCAUGCACGAYCUGAACUCUGCGCUCGACAAUCUGCGUAAAGUCGUGCCCUGUUACUCMAAAACGCAAAAGCUCUCCAAAAUYGAGACUCUCCGUUUGGCCAAGAACUAUAUCUGGGCCCUCUCUGAGAUCCUGCGCUCCGGGAAGAAGCCUGAUCUUGUGUCCUACGUGCAGACGCUGUGUAAAGGACUGUCCCAACCCACGACCAACCUGGUUGCSGGUUGUCUGCAGCUCAACUCCCGAAACUUCCUAACGGAGCAGUGUCCGGAGGGGGGACGCUAUCCCGGCUCCAACUCCUUCUCCAUGCAUCCGUACCCCUACCAGUGCUCCCGCCUCUCCAGCCCUCAGUAUCAGUCUGGUUCCAACUCGCAUCCCUUACGGACACAMGGSUACUGCUCAGCCUACGAYUCRCUGUACGGUGGCAGUGGAUCUCCAGAAUACAACAGCCCAGAGUAUGAGGGGCCCAUCUCCCCUCCCGUGUGCAUCAAUGGCAACUUUUCUCUKAAGCACCAGGGCACUACGUCCCCCGAGGUAGCCGAGAAARGCUAYCAUUACUCUAUGCAUUACUCCGGCCUGGCCRGCUCUCGCCCCACUGCUGGCCACAUAUACGGUUCUUCAGGKGUGCGGAGCAGCAUCCACUCYGAAAACGUAUCGCCUUACCACGACAUGCACCUGCACCACGAAAGGGCCCCCGUCCCCGUAUACGAUGAACUCAAUGCGUUUUUCCACAACUGAAACGGCAGUGAUAUUGCCAUGCGUGGGAGUCUUCUUGCAAUCAACAAUCAAUUAGUUGCCCACCUUUGGCAAGGAGCGUGCACGGUCACCCCCCAGCCCCUACCCUUAAACUUAGUCUCAAAGGACUAUGACACCAGACACUGAUCAUUGCGGAAACAGCGUUUUAUUUAUUGUUUUUCUAUGUCCUUUUAUAUAAUUGUAUUUAUUUUGUUUCUAUUCUGUGACGAUGGGAUGCUGUGAAAAUGUUGCAUUUGAAAUGGAAUGUGUACAGAUUUGACGGUGAUUGACGUAUGGGUUAUUAUUGAAAUUGCUAGAUGAACAGAGUUAAAAUGCAACCGCAUAGCCGCAUUUAUAACAUUGUAACAACCGAUGAUGCUGUAACUAAUUUGGAAAUAAUAGCCUAAUAUGAAAAUAGAGGAUUAAAUUAAGAAGCAAGCAGUGCACUUAAAAGCAAGCAUGUCGCAGAGAUAGGAAGAUAUAUAUUUUUAAAUGUCGACAAUUGGCAACAGCUAUGUCAGAAAAUUAAACAUAUUUCACAUCUAUGCAAGAAAUAGCCUACGCCAAACGAGUAUACAAGGACCAACUAUAGGCUAUAUCUAAAAUAGUAUACAUUAAAUCAUUAAUUUAAUACUUCUCAACAAUAUCAUUUCAUUGCUUCUCGGCCCCUAUUCUGACUUGCCAUAACACACACGGGGGGAAUUGCUUGACGUCUAUUUUUUCUAUUGAGGGACAUGGAUUCAAGUCACCAUAAUGACACAGAGAAUACAAUUUUCGAUCCCUAGAAUACCACCAAUGGAUAAGGAAAAGCAAAGGAAAAGCAAACAAUAUUUGGCAGAGUAGGCCUAUAAGGCUAAAGCCAACAUUUUAAAUGAAUGAUUCUAAAGAAGCAGAUAUGGGCUCAAGUCGUUCUAAUGUAAACGAUUCGAUAGUGUUUACGUUCAUUAGAUUAGGCUACCUUUAAUGGAUUUGCACGUUUGCACUAAAUUUGAGAUGUCAUUCAAAUGCAAUCGAAAAUGGUUUAAUGUAAGCCUUUAUACAUCUACUGGCCUUUAUACAUCUACAAUCCUGUCAGUGACUGAACGGAGAAUGGGAUAGGCCGACAAUAAAAUAUGCUAAACACAAUAUUUCAUGUCAUGCCACAGGAAUAAAUAUGGCAAGUCAAGUAACUUUCUAAUCCAUCGAGCACAUUGACUUGUUGAAUGGGCCUAUUUCUAAAAGUGUAAGGGCCAGGAUUUAGCACUCAAUUUCGAAAUAGUCGAAGUUAUAUCAGAAGGUCGGUCGAUAUAUUGCACUGAAAUAACAUGACUAUUAUUAUUAUUGUUGUUAUUAUUUACAAACAGUAUUAUUUAAUGCAUCAUUUUGCCUAUAAUAACUAAUCAAUGCAAAUAUUUCCACUAAGGGUCCCCAGAGUCGUCAACAUGUGUUGCAUUUUUCAUUGAAAGUGAAAGUUAAAACUUUGUAUUUAAACAGUGUGUGUGUGUGUGGUAAAAUAAAACGAUAAUACAUGAAA